AUGGAAGCAGCCAACCUCACCAGGGUCUCUGAGUUCCUCCUCCUGGGCCUCUCACAGGACCCUGAGCAACAGCAGCUCCUGUUUGGCCUCUUCCUGAGCAUGUAUCUGGUCACAGGUCUGGGAAACCUGCUCAUCAUCCUGGCCAUUGGCACCGAUGUCCGACUCCACACCCCCAUGUACUUCUUCCUCGCCAACCUGGCCUUUGUGGACAUCUGCUUCACGUCCACCACCAUCCCCAAGAUGCUGGCCAACCACGUGUCAGGACGCCAGGGGAUCCCAUAUGCUGGCUGCCUGACCCAAAUGUUCUUCUUUAUCUGGUUUGCUGGCAUCGAUAGCUUCCUGCUGACCGCCAUGGCCUACGACCGCUAUGCAGCCAUCUGCCACCCUCUGCACUACACCACGUCUGUGACACCACAGCUUUGUGGCCUGCUGGUAGUGGCCUCAUGGACUGCAGCCUUUGGGAACUCCCUGACCCACACUGUGCUGCUAACACACCUCUCAUUCUGUGGUCACAACCAGGUUCCCCAUUUCUUCUGUGACCUCAGUCCUCUGCUGAAGCUGGCCUGUUCCGACACCUUCCUCAAUGACUUGAUGGUGUACACAGUGGGGGCCCUGCCCAUCAUCACCCCCUUUGUGGGCAUCUUGGUCUCGUACACACGCAUCUUUGCAGCCGUGCUGAGGAUCCCCUCUGUAGGAGGGAAGCGCAAGGCGUUCUCCACCUGCGGUUCUCACCUCUCAGUGGUGUCCCUGUUUUAUGGGACACUCAUUGGGGUUUAUUUCAGCCCCAUGUCCUCCCACACGGCCCAGAAGGACACCCUCGCUGCGGUGAUGUACGCUGUGGUCACCCCCAUGCUGAACCCUUUCAUCUACAGCCUGCGCAACAGUGACAUGAAGGGCGCCUUGGGGGGCCUCAUCAGCAGGAAGCCAGUUUUCAAUCGGUGA
This is a messenger RNA of Elephantulus edwardii (Cape elephant shrew), 942 nucleotides long. Its product is annotated as olfactory receptor 1361-like. Gene Ontology annotation, cellular component: membrane. Gene Ontology annotation, biological process: G protein-coupled receptor signaling pathway. The record is from RefSeq and is a predicted model, not a curated record. Gene Ontology annotation, molecular function: olfactory receptor activity; G protein-coupled receptor activity. NCBI's taxonomy places the organism in Eukaryota, Metazoa, Chordata, Mammalia, Macroscelidea, Macroscelididae. Bases 1 to 942 code for a protein of 313 amino acids. The transcript has a single exon.